ACGGGGGGUGGGGCGGCUAUGACUUGCGUUGGAUUUCCGGUCCCACGCGGAGUAAAACAUCAAUGGGCGAGUGAUGUCCGAACCGUCCUGUAGGUCGACUCUGCCUUAAACGAGUACCGAAUGCGAUCCGAUCUGGCACCGCGAGGAAGCGGGGAGAGAGAGAGAGAGAGAGGGGGGCCUGCGUAGCCGCAUCGCGCUCCGAACCGGGCCUCUUUGCUGGGCCCUCGCCGGCUCCCCCCUCGGAUCGACUCGGCCUUAAAACGAGUACUGCACUGGACAGCACUCUCCUCGGUGCCCUGCUGUAUACACCCGCUGCUGCUGCUGCUGCCUCGAUCUGCUGGAGAUGUCUGCAGAGGGAUCCCCCCAACUUGGGGACGGGAGGAAGGAGGACGCAGCUGAGACGAGGAGAGACACAGAGCCCACGUGUUUGUUCUGCAAGAUAGCCAAUGGACAGCAGGAGGAUUGCGAGCUCGUGUAUCAGGAUGAGCAUCUAUCGUCCUUCCGAGACAUCCACCCCGGGGCGCCGCACCACUACCUGGUGGUUCCGCGCGACCACGUGGGGAACUGCAAGUCUCUACGGAGGCGCCACGUGGCGCUGGUGAACGAGAUGGUUCGUGUUGGAAAAGAGGUACUGCAGCGACAGGGCGUGAGCGACCUGUCUGACAUCAGGCUGGGAUUCCACUGGCCACCCUUCUCUUCCGUGACUCAUCUGCACCUCCACGUGCUCGCCCCGGCCAGCCAAAUAGGCUUCUUGCGGCUCGCCUACAGGCUCAACACCUGGUGGUUUGUCACGAGUGAUCAGUUGAUCAAGAUACUCGAAGCCUUUCCAGAGGAGUCGGCAGAGGAAGGAAGCAAAGCCCACUGAGCUCAUCACUUGUUUACAAUCCACGCGCGGUGAUUACAUACAUUGAAAGCUAAUUCGCUUUGAUAUAUGGAGCUUGUUUCCACACUGCUGCUGGCUGAAGGACAUGUGCUGGUAAUUAAUUAUUGCUGCUCUUUGGUGAUUUUACAUUGUUUUCUGUCGAUUGUAAACUCUUGCAUUAAAUGUAAUAUAAGCGAUGUGCCAA
Molecule: messenger RNA, 1067 nt
Organism: Petromyzon marinus (sea lamprey)
Lineage: Eukaryota; Metazoa; Chordata; Hyperoartia; Petromyzontiformes; Petromyzontidae
Gene: HINT3
Product: histidine triad nucleotide binding protein 3
Molecular function (GO): catalytic activity
Source: RefSeq, a predicted model, not a curated record